AUGAAGAGACUUCUCCCUAUAGCUGUGAAGAGACUUCAUUCUUCAUUUGAGAAUACACAUCCUAAAAGCUUUAUGAAUGAAGUAAGGGCAUUGAUUGGGAUUAAGCACCGAAACAUCAUGAACCUCUACGGCUACUGUUUGGAUACAAAAAACUCAUUAUUGGUUUACGAGUAUGUAGACAUGGGGUGUUUGUCUAGUAUUUUGAGCAAUAAAGUUGAGUCCAAGAAAUUGGAUUGGCUUAAAAGGGUGAAUAUCAUCAAGGGUGUUGCUUUUGCUUUAUCUUACAUGCAUCAGGAUUGCUCACCACCGAUUGUUCAUCAUGACAUAUCAAGUAGUAAUGUUUUGCUUGAUUCCAAGUAUGAAGCUCGUGUUUCAUAUUUUGGUAUAGCUAAGUUUCUCAAACCAGACUUGCCUAAUUGCACUGCUCUUGCAGAGCUUGCAUAUACAAUGAAGGUUACACAAAUGUGUGAUGUCUAUAGCUUUGGAGUAUUAGCAUUGGAGAUAAUCAAAGGAAAGCAUCUUGGGGAAUACAUUACUGUGCUAGCAAAUUUGUCCACUAGAGAUCAUGUGCAACUUAGAGAUUUGUUAGACGAACGCCUUCCAUAUCCUGAAGAUAGAGUAAAAGAGGUUUUGGUUUUUAUCAUCAAGCUAGCAAGUUCUUGUUUGCUUGAAACUCCAAAAUCAAGGCCAACAAUUAAUGCAAUUCAUCUCUAA
Molecule: messenger RNA, 714 nt
Organism: Lycium ferocissimum
Lineage: Eukaryota; Viridiplantae; Streptophyta; Magnoliopsida; Solanales; Solanaceae
Product: MDIS1-interacting receptor like kinase 2-like
Exons: 2
Coding region: 1-714 (237 amino acids)
Biological process (GO): protein phosphorylation
Molecular function (GO): ATP binding; protein kinase activity
Source: RefSeq, a predicted model, not a curated record